This is a messenger RNA of Zophobas morio, 741 nucleotides long. RefSeq lists its product as uncharacterized. NCBI's taxonomy places the organism in Eukaryota, Metazoa, Arthropoda, Insecta, Coleoptera, Tenebrionidae. The transcript is spliced from 4 exons. The record is from RefSeq and is a predicted model, not a curated record. Bases 1 to 741 code for a protein of 246 amino acids.
AUGUUGGUCAUAAUUUUGCUAAUUUUUGUUGCCUCCACCUCUUCCAAACAACUUCCUCCAGGAAUCAAGAAAUGUAGAAAAUCCGACCCAAACCUAAACCAUUGUUUAGAUUUGAAUGUCAUGGAUGGUGUCCAACAGUUUCGGGGAGGAAAUCGGGAACUAGGAAUAGUACCCUUGGAACCUUUGGUCAUCCCACUACUCGAAUUUGGGGAUGAUAGCGCUGGAUCGAUCACUCUGAAACAGCACUACUCCGACUUAAAGAUUUAUGGAGGAUCGAACUUGACAAUAUUCGAUACAAAAAUAAACCUUGACGAUGAGAACUGCACUUGGUACAUGAAAACAACAACCAAGAAACUUAUUGCGAAAGCCAAUUAUAGAAUGACCGGUCGAAUGUUACUUUUUACCAUAAAUGGGCACGGGAAAUGUGAAAUCAUUAUGGAUAACGUUUUAAUUACUUAUGACCUCAAGUGUGAAAAGUACUUAAAACGGAACAAAAAGCACAUUCGUAUAACUUCUGCUAUACUGGAACUAGUGCCUGAAAAGCUGGUUGCUGACUUCGGGAAUCUUAUUGAUGGAAAUGAGCAGUUGAGCAGGGAAAUUUUGAAGGCGGCGAACGACAAUGCAAUGGACCUUUUUACAGAAGUGGGGCCUGCUUUAGCACAAGCUAUGGCCAAAGUUGAAACGGACAUCGCAAAUCAGGUUUUUUCCAGAGUUCCAGAGGACGAAAUAUUUUUACCAUAA